AUGGCAUGGUUCUUUGCUCACCACAUCAUCUUUUUUCUACGUGGCAAUCUCACGUCAUUAGUCCAUCAUAAGUCGACAUUCAUCAUGUCGAAGGCCAUCGUGGUCAAGAGUUCAGACGGGGAGACGUUCGAGAUUGAUGAGGCGGUGGCGAGUCAGUCACAGAUAAUCAAAUAUAUGAUUGAAGACGGAUGUGCUGAUGGUGUUAUCCCUCUUCCAAACGUCACCGCUAAGGUCCUCCUUUCCAAAGUUAUCGAAUACUGUAAGAAACAUGUCGAUGAUAAUUCAGAAACAAAGAAAGAUAAUCAUCAUGAUGCAGAGGCUGCUGAUCUUAAAACGUUUGAUACCGAGUUUAUGCUGUCAUUAAAAGAUGAUGUUCAUGUGUUACAUAAGGCUGCAAUUUAUCUGGAAAUCCAGGGUCUGAUGGAUUUAUGCUUGGAUUAUACAUUUAAUCUGGAGAUUGUCAAGAAUCAGUUCCGCGACAUGACUCCCGAAGAGGAAGCCAAGAUUCGUAGGGAGAAUCCAUGGGCUUUUUAA
Erigeron canadensis is the source of this 534-nucleotide messenger RNA. RefSeq names its product SKP1-like protein 4. Gene Ontology annotation, biological process: SCF-dependent proteasomal ubiquitin-dependent protein catabolic process. The record is from RefSeq and is a predicted model, not a curated record. Gene Ontology annotation, cellular component: nucleus; cytoplasm. The coding region runs from base 1 to 534 and encodes 177 amino acids. The transcript is spliced from 2 exons. Gene Ontology annotation, molecular function: cullin family protein binding. Lineage: Eukaryota; Viridiplantae; Streptophyta; Magnoliopsida; Asterales; Asteraceae.